AUUCUCUUCUUCCUCUCUCUCUCUCUUCCCCGGGGGAGGGAAAGGGGGUCGAGGGUCGCGGAGAUAAGGAUAAACGUCGGACGACGCGACGGCCUUCCACGAUCGAAUAAGUAACACGCGAUCGAUCGGCGUUACGCGCAGUCCAUUUUUCCCGUUCGCGACCAACCACCACGCGCCGGACCGCAUCAUGAGAAAUUUGAAUCAGAACGGUGAAGAGUUCGAUCUGAUCGCCGAGAGCGGGAGCAACGAUUUCGACUCGUCGACAACAACGAUUCCCCAAGAAGAGAACGACGAGGAAGAGCUGAACGAUCCCUAUUGCGUCGAGGAUAAUCCCCAGAGGGUCACUUUCGAGGACGUCACGUCGGCCGCUUUCAAGAUCAAAUGCGGGAUCAUCAACACGCCAUGCGUGAAAUCGCGGCUGUCGGAUACGAUCGGCGUGGAUCUAUACCUGAAGAAAGAUUUCCUCCAAGUAACCGGAAGCUUCAAGGAGCGCGGGGCGAGGUACGCCCUGGUGAUGCUGUCCGAGGAACAGAAGAAGAUCGGCGUGAUCUCGGCCUCGUUGGGUAACCACGCCGGUGCGCUAUGCUAUCACGGGUACAAGCUCGGUAUACCUGUGACCGUGGUGAUGCCCGUGAUUGCGCCUAUCAUGAAGAUCGUCGCUUGUCGCCAAUACGGCGCGAACGUGAUCGUCGAUGGCCUCGACAUGGAAGAGGCGAGGCGUAUCGCGCUUAGACGGGCCAAGGAGAAAGGGCUGACGUAUAUAAAUGGAUACGAUUAUCCGGACGUUAUAGCGGGGCAAGGAACGCUGGGCCUCGAGAUCGUGGAACAAGUUUCCAACAUAGACGCUGUGGUCGUACCGAUCGGAGGCGGUGGCUUGAUCGCGGGCGUAGCUCUGGCCGUGAAAAACCUUCAUCCGAACGUAACGAUUAUCGGCGUUGAGUCGGAAAAGUGUCCCAGUUUCUACAAGGCACGAAAGGCGGAUCGACCGACGUACACUCGUAUAGAUUCGACAUUGGCCGACGGUUUGGCCGUCCCAGUGGUGGGAUACAACGCCUUUGCGACCGCGAAUCCGUUGAUCGACAAGUUGGUGGUGGUGAAGGAAGAAUGGAUCGCGAUCGCGAUCUUGAAACUGGUCGAGAACGAGAAGUGUAUCGUCGAGGGCGCGGGUGCCACUGGAUUGGCCGCCAUCUUGGCCGGCCAAUUGGAGGAGCUGAAAGGAAAAAGAGUGGUGCUGCCUUUGUCGGGCGGAAACAUCGACACGACGAUCCUCGGCAGGUGUUUGGACCGCGGACUGGCGGCGGAAGGCCGGCUUUUGAAGUUCACAGUGACCGUAUCCGAUCGACCCGGCGGAAUCGCGGAGCUUUGCAGAAUGCUGGCGAGCAUCGGUGUCUCGAUAAAGGACAUCAUGCACGAGCGGGCUUGGAUCAUGUCGGACAUCUUCAGCGUGGACGUGAAAGUGGUCUGCGAGACCAGGAAUCGGGAACACGCGGAACAAUUGAAGAACAUGUUGUAUCAGAAAUAUCAGAAGGUCGUGUUCGGGACCAGCGACGUGGCUACGCUGAAUUUGCCUGUGAGCGUGUAACUCGCUCUCUCUCUCGGCUUC
Messenger RNA from Apis dorsata (giant honeybee), 1603 nucleotides. It is a transcript of the gene Srr, whose product is annotated as L-threonine ammonia-lyase-like. Lineage: Eukaryota; Metazoa; Arthropoda; Insecta; Hymenoptera; Apidae. Bases 188 to 1582 code for a protein of 464 amino acids. The record is from RefSeq and is a predicted model, not a curated record. The transcript has 6 exons. Gene Ontology annotation, biological process: L-serine catabolic process; L-threonine catabolic process. Gene Ontology annotation, molecular function: L-serine ammonia-lyase activity; threonine deaminase activity.